Musca domestica (house fly) is the source of this 401-nucleotide messenger RNA. Its product is annotated as enhancer of split M1 protein. Bases 90 to 341 code for a protein of 83 amino acids. NCBI's taxonomy places the organism in Eukaryota, Metazoa, Arthropoda, Insecta, Diptera, Muscidae. The transcript is spliced from 2 exons. The record is from RefSeq and is a predicted model, not a curated record. Gene Ontology annotation, molecular function: protein binding.
GCAGUUGCUCAGUUGUUCAACGUAGCUUUCAAGUGAAACAAUUAUCCGGAAACUUCUCGGUGACGAACUACUACCACCCAAUCGCAAUAAUGUUGGCAAAAUUUGUGAUUGUUUUUAUUUUGUUAUCAGUUUUGAGUUUUACGUGUCUGGCUCAACCGCUGGAGAAUCGUUCCGGGUGUCCUCAGAUAUGCCCCGAUAAUUAUGAUCCGAUUUGUGCCACCGAUGGAAAUAGCUUUUUAGAAUUUCCAAAUUCUUGCGAAAUGGAUGCCCAUAAUUGUCAGCUAUUGAGUGAUUCGAAACAAGCCUUUGAAACAACUCUGGAUUUGGAUAUGUGUCGCUGAAGACUAUACUGAAAAAAAUCUAUUUUUUUAGGAAAUAAAAUCGGAAAUUAAAAACCCAAG